AUGCUACCCGUUCGAGCGUCUGUAAUAUGCGAACUCACCUUUCCCUCUGCCGUUCUGGCCGUCCGCCUCAAUCGAAAGCGCCUAGCCGUCGUGCUGGAGGAAGAAAUAUAUUUGUACGACAUUAGCAACAUGAGCCUCCUGUACACCAUAACAACAUCUCCAAACCCAUCUGCCAUAUGUGCGCUUUCUCCGUCGUCAGACAACUGCUUUAUUGCCUACCCACUCCCGAAACCUAGGGAGGAUUCCGACAAUAGGCGACCCUCACAUGCGCCGCCCCAGUCAACUUACGUGGCACCAACUUCAGGGGAGGUUCUUGUAUUUGACACAUUGUCCCUGAAAGCGGUAAAUGUAAUCGAAGCCCAUCGUUCGCCGUUAUCCUGUAUAUGUCUGAAUAGUGACGGCACACUGUUGGCAACGGCAAGUGAGACUGGAACAAUAAUUCGCGUCUUUUCUAUCCCAAGAGGGCAGAAAUUAUACCAGUUUCGUCGAGGAACAUACCCUUCAACCAUCUACAGCAUGUCCUUCAAUCUCAGUUCCACUCUUCUCUGCGUUUCUUCAACUUCUGAUACCGUACAUAUCUUUCGACUGGGAACACCGCCUGGCCACACUACCCCUGGAGGUGCACCAAUUGAAGCCCCUGGUUCCCCAAGACAGGACCGUUGGUCACGAGCUAGGAGCUACGACGAUGGAGAGUCACCUGGAAACAGCACAACAGAAUCCCCAAGAAGCGACGCAGCGGAAUUGGCAGGUGGAAAUACGGUUUCGAGUGGAGGCAAGCAGGGCCAUCGAAGGCAGAGCGGCUCAUUCAGUAAUAUGCUGCGUCGCUCAUCACAAAUCAUGGGUCGUGGUGUGGCUGGUGUUGUUGGUUCUUACCUCCCUCAAACUGUCACGGAAAUGUGGGAGCCACUCCGUGACUUUGCAUUCAUCAAAAUACCUAAACCAGGAGUGUCGGGGCAAACGCCGCGCAUAGCCGGAAGCUCCCAUGUUGGGCCACUACGAAGUGUAGUGGCAAUGAGCAGUAGCAGUCCUCAAGUCAUGGUCGUAACGAGUGACGGCGGCUUCUACGUUUAUAAUAUCGACAUGGAGAACGGAGGAGAGGGAUACCUUGUUAAGCAAUUUUCGUGA
Messenger RNA from Pochonia chlamydosporia 170, 1125 nucleotides. RefSeq names its product protein-vacuolar targeting protein Atg18. The record is from RefSeq and is a predicted model, not a curated record. Bases 1 to 1125 code for a protein of 374 amino acids. Gene Ontology annotation, cellular component: extrinsic component of membrane; cytosol; phagophore assembly site membrane. Gene Ontology annotation, biological process: protein localization to phagophore assembly site; autophagy of mitochondrion; nucleophagy. Lineage: Eukaryota; Fungi; Ascomycota; Sordariomycetes; Hypocreales; Clavicipitaceae. The transcript is spliced from 2 exons. Gene Ontology annotation, molecular function: phosphatidylinositol-3-phosphate binding; phosphatidylinositol-3,5-bisphosphate binding; protein binding.